Mastomys coucha (southern multimammate mouse) is the source of this 5533-nucleotide messenger RNA. It is a transcript of the gene Caskin2, whose product is annotated as CASK interacting protein 2. The transcript is spliced from 19 exons. The record is from RefSeq and is a predicted model, not a curated record. The coding region runs from base 952 to 4791 and encodes 1279 amino acids. NCBI's taxonomy places the organism in Eukaryota, Metazoa, Chordata, Mammalia, Rodentia, Muridae. Gene Ontology annotation, molecular function: protein binding.
GCUUCAGGGCGCCCGCUUUUCCUCUCACUGUGUUGACUGGAACCCUCUAGCUGAUGCUUCUUUCCUUUGGCCUCCUGAUAUCCAGGCUACAUACUCCCCCUCCCAGGUCCUCUUCAGGAGCUAGGCGCCUGGGAGGGGUGCCAUCGCAUGGGCCCUGCCCCUUCCCUCUGCCCCUCCCCAUCUAUCUCCUUUUUCUGAGGUCUCCUUCCUUGGCCAGAGGAAAUGGAUGGGCCGAGGUGACCAGCUGAACUCACAUCCUUUGCUUGGGCCUGAGAUGGGGUGAUCCUUCCAGCCCCAGAACUCAGCUGGGGAAGGUUAUGCCACAGCGGAAGCGCCUGGAGCCACUGCCCGGAACCGGGACCCCCGCCCUCCCUCCCUCAAGCCAGGGUCCCCAGCCCAGUCGCUGGGCCUCUCCCCUACCACCUUUCCGGCUAUUGUUCUGGAAAGAACAGAGCCACCUAUCAGGCCCUGCCCCUGUUCCUGUGCUCCUGCUGUCACAUUGUCAACCCCUCCCUAGAGAGGACACAUUCAGCCCCCUAGCUGCCCCAUCCCAGACUCUCCCAGGUGGACAGCUCCGUGCAGUAAAGGCUCCCUGAAGGACAAUAGCUCUCUUCUCUUGGGACCUUGUCGUCUCUGCUGAGUCUUAGAGAGACACCUUGGUGGCCAAGGUCACGCAGCCCAGGGAAGGCAGAACAGCCUGAGCCAUGCACUUCCUGUUUCUGCAGCUCCAGUUCUCUCCCUACCCCCAAAUGGUUCUGUGUUACAAGAACUGUCAGAGUCGGGAUGACAGAGGGGAGGCUGGGAGGUCUGUGCUCCCUCCCAGCAGCCCCCACACAUUCCCUUGGCUGCCCCACCUUUUCUGUAUUUACCUGUUAGGUGUAGAGUCCGUCCGCUCCACCCUGUGUGUAUCAGCCCUCUCCCGCCCCAUCCCUUGCUUCCCACCCUGAUGGAAUGAGGCCGUGCCUUUCCCAGGCUGUUGGGGUAUUUGGGGGCCCACCAGGGCCUGGGGGCAGGCCUGGACCAGCAUGUUUGGCACCCUGCCCAGCCUGGGCUGAGCUAGGCCCCCUCCUUGCCGGCAGGGUGGGUUCCAGCAGGAGUCGGGGACGGCCUGUAACAAGGCCUCUCCUUUCCCAACACCUCAAGGACCAACAUGGUCAGACUGCUCCUGGGCUCUUACCCAUAUGCAUCCUGUCCCCGGGAGGCAGUGCCUGCUGCUUUUCUAAUGAGGCCAGAAUAGCCCAGUCAGAGCUGGCCGGUAUCAAGUUGGCAGAGCUUCUCGGCUCCACGAAGAGACUCAACAUCAACUACCAGGAUGCCGAUGGGUUCUCUGCUCUCCACCAUGCUGCCUUGGGGGGCAGCCUGGAGCUCAUAGCCUUACUGUUGGAGGCUCAAGCCACCGUGGACAUCAAGGAUAGCAAUGGCAUGCGUCCCCUACAUUAUGCGGCCUGGCAGGGCCGGCUGGAGCCUGUGAGACUGCUGCUCCGGGCUUCGGCGGCUGUCAACGCUGCCUCGCUGGAUGGUCAGAUCCCUCUACACCUGGCUGCACAGUACGGGCAUUAUGAGGUGUCAGAGAUGCUUCUCCAGCACCAGUCUAACCCAUGCCUAGUCAACAAGUUGAAGAAGACACCCCUAGACCUAGCUUGUGAAUUUGGGCGGCUCAAGGUGGCCCAGCUGCUUUUGAACAGCCACUUAUGUGUGGCACUGCUGGAGGGAGAGGCGAAGGACCCAUGUGACCCCAACUACACCACACCCCUGCACUUGGCUGCUAAGAAUGGCCACAGAGAAGUCAUCAGGCAGCUCUUAAAAGCCGGUAUUGAGAUCAACCGCCAGACCAAGACGGGCACCGCACUCCAUGAGGCUGCGCUGUACGGCAAAACUGAGGUGGUGCGGCUGCUGCUGGAGGGAGGUGUGGACGUGAAUAUCCGGAACACAUAUAACCAGACGGCGCUGGACAUAGUGAAUCAGUUCACCACCUCCCAGGCCAGCCGGGAGAUCAAGCAGCUGCUUCGGGAGGCUUCGGGGAUCUUGAAGGUUCGAGCGCUCAAGGAUUUCUGGAACCUUCAUGACCCUACCGCUCUCAAUGUCCGGGCAGGAGAUGUCAUCACGGUGCUUGAACAGCACCCUGAUGGCCGCUGGAAGGGCCACAUCCAUGAGAGCCAAAGGGGCACAGACCGUGUCGGCUACUUCCCCCCGGGCAUCGUGGAGGUGGUCAGCAAGCGGGUGGGCGUACCUGUGGCCCGCCUCCCCUCCGCACCCACUCUGCUACGGCCAAGCUUCUCCCGGAUAUCACAGCCUUCGGCUGAUGAUCCCCUGCCAUCUCUCACCUACGGCCAGCUCCCUCGGGUGGGCCUCAGCCCAGACAGUCCAGCAGGCGACAGGAAUAGCGUGGGCAGCGAGGGUAGUGUGGGCAGCAUCCGCAGCGCAGGCAGCGGGCAGAGCUCUGAAGGCACCAACGGCCAUGGCACCGGCCUCCUGAUUGAAAACGCUCAGCCACUGCCCUCUGCCAGUGAGGACCAGGUACUGCCAGGCCUGCAUGCCCCGUCCCCAGCAGACACCCUGAGCCACCGCCCUCUGGCUAGUUACCGCUCUGGGGAGAUCUUCACCCAAGAUGUCAGACCAGAACAGCUACUGGAAGGGAAGGAUGCACAGGCCAUUCAUAACUGGCUAAGCGAAUUCCAGCUAGAGGGCUACACUGCCCACUUCCUGCAGGCUGGCUAUGAUGUGCCGACCAUCAGUCGGAUGACACCUGAGGAUCUGACGGCCAUUGGGGUGACCAAGCCUGGACAUAGGAAGAAGAUCGCCUCGGAAAUUGCCCAGCUCAGCAUUGCUGAGUGGCUGCCCAACUAUAUCCCGGUGGACUUGCUGGAGUGGCUGUGUGCACUGGGACUGCCACAGUACCACAAGCAGCUAGUGAGCAGCGGCUAUGACUCUAUGGGGCUGGUGGCCGAUCUCACCUGGGAGGAGCUGCAGGAGAUCGGCGUGAACAAGCUGGGGCAUCAGAAGAAGCUUAUGUUAGGUGUGAGGCGGCUGGCAGAACUAAGGCGGGGCCUGCUGCAAGGCGAAGCCCUAGGUGAAGGCGGACGCCGGAUGACCAGGGGUCCAGAGCUGAUGGCCAUCGAAGGCCUGGAGAAUGGGGAAGGCCCAGCUAUGUCUGGCCCUCGCCUCCUCACCUUUCAGGGCAGUGAGCUGAGCCCAGAGCUACAGGCAGCUAUGGCAGGGGGUGGCCCAGAGCCACUCCCCCUCCCCCCAGCCCGUUCUCCUAGCCAGGAGAGCAUUGGUGCGCGCUCCCGGGGCUCUGGCCACUCACAGGAACGGCCUGUUUCCCAGCCCAGUGUUGGUGACCCUAGUACCCUACAGGAGAGGAACCUUCCGGAGGGUACAGAGCGCCCCUCUAAGCUUUGUUCUCCACUCCCUGGCCAAGGACCUGCCCCUUACGUCUUUAUGUGUCCGCAGAGCUUACCCUUUAGCCCGGCCCCAGCGCCACCUCCUGGUGUUCCCCGGGCCUUCUCCUACUUGGCUGGCUCUCCUGCCGCUCCUCCAGACCCACCGCGGCCGAAACGCCGGUCUCACAGCCUGAGCCGCCCUGGCCCCGCUGAGGGGGAAGGGGAAGGGGAGGCUGAAGGGCCAGUGGGCAGUGCCUUGGGCAGCUAUGCCACACUUACUCGGAGACCAGGACGCAGCACCCUGGCCCGGACUAGUCCUAGCCUGACCCCAACUCGAGGGACCCCCCGAAGCCAGUCCUUUGCCCUCCGUGCACGCCGUAAAGGUCCCCCACCCCCACCCCCCAAGCGCCUCAGUUCUGUCUCUGGCUCCACCGAGCCACCUUCACUAGACGGAGCCACAGGGCCCAAGGAAGGGGCCGCAGGGCCCAAGGAAGGGGCUGCAGGGCCCCGGAGGAGAACACUGAGUGAACCAACCGGCCCCUCAGAGUCCCCUGGUCCUUCUGCGCCAACUGGCCCUGUGUCGGACACAGAAGAAGAGGAACCUGGCCCUGAGGAAACACCCCCAUCUCGGGGCAGCUCAGGGGAAGGGCUGCCCUUCGCAGAGGAGGGGAACCUGACUAUCAAGCAGCGGCCGAAGCCAGCUGGUCCCCCUCCCCGUGAGACACCUGUGCCCCCUGGCCUUGACUUCAACCUCACAGAGUCAGAUACUGUCAAACGCAGGCCCAAGUACAAGGAGAGAGAGCCACUACAGACGGCCCUGUUGGCCUUUGGGGUAGUGGGCGGUGAUACCCUUUGCCCCUCCACUCCCCUGCCCUCCCAGGCCCCGUGUGAAUCCCCCUCAGCUUCCUCAAACCCUCCAUGGUCUGAGCCCAGCAGCCUUCUGUCUCAAGGAACUCCAGCCCCUACACUCAGCCCCAUAACUCAGCCCCCCGGGCACCCAGGGCCCAGUGCUGGACCCCCCACAGGCAGUAAGCCUAAUGUAGAGAUGGAGCCGCCUGCUCCCCCUGCCGCCCUCCUCAAAGUGCCUGGAGCAGGAACAGCUCCCAAGCCCGUGUCUGUGGCCUGCACUCAGCUGGCAUUUUCUGGCCCAAAGCUGGCUCCCCGGCUCGGCCCCCGCCCAGUACCCCCUCCAAGGCCUGAGAAUACUGGGCCUGUGUGUCCAGGUCGGGUCCAGCAGAGACUGGAGCAGACCAGCUCAUCCUUGGAAGCCGCACUGAAGGCAGCUGAGAAGAGCAUUGGCACCGAGGAACGAGAUGGCCCCACAGGGACGUCUACCAAGCACAUCCUGGACGACAUUAGCACCAUGUUUGAUGCCCUGGCUGACCAGCUGGAUGCCAUGCUGGACUGAACAAACCUCGCCUGUGACUCUCCCACUGCCAGCGUCACUGCCUGUGGCCCUGUGCCACGCAAGAAACAGGCAGAGGCUCUGCUGGGCUCUGUAUCCUUCCACAGCAGAGGCCUCCUAUGGCUCCAAGCCGUCACAGAGAGGCUGAGAGGACUUGUCAGAACCUGACUGAGGGGCCUCAGCUGUGUGGGAGCAAAGCCUUCCUCCCACAGCUAUGGCCCCCAAACAGGGACCCUCAUAGGAACAUUCUCCUCUGGGAGGAGGUGGUGACAGGGAUUUGGGGUGCACCUCCUUGCCUCGUCUAAAGUCCCUGUGUUCUGGGAAUUUGUCUGGCCACCCACUGAGUUACUAGGGCUCUGUGAGGCUGUGUGCUUGGCCAGUCCCCUCUGCAAGUGUACAUAGGAGCUGUAAAUACAGAGCGGGGCGUGCCUUCCUGCCUGGCCAUCCCACACUGGGAGGCAGUGCUGGCCAGGACCAGGGGCAGCGAGAAUAACAGAUCCCCAGUGUCCAGACUCUUACAACUGUACAUAAUAUUUUUCAAGCAGAGAGAAAUGCAUAUAUUUUAAAUGGAAUUUAUUCUAUCUAUUAACUGCCUGAGAGGAUGCAGUAGGGGAAGGCCUUCAGGCCACAGAAGAACCGUCUACCCACCUCCUGCUGGAGGACCCAGUUGGUCUAGCCUGGGCUCUGUAACCAACCAUUAACCUCUUCACCCAGCUAACAUCAAUGAAAGAGUCAUUCCACGUGA